UCCACCAGUAUAGAACCAGUCCUCCACUAGAAUAGAACCAGUCCUCCACCAGUAUAGAACCAGUCCUCCACUAGAAUAGAACCAGUCCUCCACCAGUAUAGAACCAGUCAUUUAUCAAAACAAACUUGACUUUGUCCUCUCAGGCUGAGACGAGUGAAGAUGGAGCAGAGGAAGCUGGCAGACCAGGCCCACACGGUGGCGGACGUGGCCAAGACCCAGAACAUGAUGUACGACCUGGUUCUGGAGCUCCAGCACCGCAGUGAGGAUCUGGACCGGAGGACCGUGGCUCUGGAGCAGAAGCUGGACUCCGUCCUGCUCGGCGUGCGGUCGCUGCCCGCCGUUCUGUCUCAGGCCAUCACCAAGCUGCAGAAGGACUUCCUGGACGACUUGGCGUGUCGCGUCCACUUCCUGUCGUCCUCCCUGAGCUCCGAGUGCUGCUCCGUGCCGUCCGGGCAGCUCUGCCCCGGGCCGGAGGCGCCGCUCCGCUCGUAG
Pseudoliparis swirei is the source of this 492-nucleotide messenger RNA. Its product is annotated as small conductance calcium-activated potassium channel protein 2-like. The record is from RefSeq and is a predicted model, not a curated record. Gene Ontology annotation, molecular function: calmodulin binding; small conductance calcium-activated potassium channel activity. The transcript is spliced from 2 exons. Gene Ontology annotation, biological process: potassium ion transmembrane transport. NCBI's taxonomy places the organism in Eukaryota, Metazoa, Chordata, Actinopteri, Perciformes, Liparidae. Gene Ontology annotation, cellular component: plasma membrane; neuronal cell body; neuron projection. The coding region runs from base 160 to 492 and encodes 110 amino acids.